UUUUUAGGUCAUAUAUUUAUAUUCUCCUGUGGUUUAGGUGGGAUAGGUUUUGUCCACUUUGGAGCUGACCAGUGACCACUACAUGUAUCUUCCCACUUUUGACAUUUCGUGGGGAUAUCUCCAUGUUAUAUAAGUGGGUUUAUAUCAUAGCCAAAUUUAUCAUCACCCAACUUACCACAAUAUAUAAACUAUCAUACAUGAUACAUAUAUAUAUAUGUAUUGAUCAUUCACGACCAUCAUAUAGAGAUAUAGAUAUAUGUAUAUAUAUAUUCCAGCUAGCACAGCUAUAAAGGUAUUGAUUUUGAAGAUAUCUCAAACUAAAAGGAGUCUUCUCUUUUUUCUCACAUUUCUUUCUCCUUUUGGGGAUUAUUAAUAAUGGAUUCAACUGUGGUAAUAUCAAUUCCACAUGCGGAGUCUCAUGUUGUUGAAGCUGGAACAGUAGUAGCUCCAACAAAAAAGGAAAAUACUAGGAUGAAUUUAUUAAUUAAAACAAUUGCUUCUCUUAUUUCCAACACGGCUUCCUACGUUAGAGAAAAGACAAGAAGUAUUAAUAAGCAAAAGAUGAGAAGGGUAAUUCAUAGUGUCAAGGUUGGGCUUGCUUUGGUUUUGGUUUCUCUUCUCUAUCUCCUUGACCCUCUUUAUGAGCAAGUUGGAGAUAAUGCCAUGUGGGCUAUCAUGACUGUGGUGGUCAUCUUUGAGUUCUUCGCAGGAGCUACUCUCGGGAAAGGUUUAAACCGAGGACUGGGUACCAUAUUAGGAGGAGGACUGGGGUGUCUAGCGGCAUCUUUAGCUCAACAAGUUCAUGGAACUGGAAAUUCCAUCAUCGUUGGUACCUCUGUAUUUGUAUUUGGUGCGGGUGCAACAUACGCUAGAUUGGUACCUAAAAUAAAGAAAAGAUAUGACUAUGGAGCAAUGAUAUUCAUCCUAACAUUCAAUCUGGUGGUGGUGUCUGGUUUGCGUGCGGAGAAGGUCUUACAAUUGGCUCGUGAACGUCUCUGUACCAUAGGAAUGGGUUUCGCCGUAUGCGUCUUCAUAAGCUUACUCAUUUUUCCCACAUGGGCUAGUGAUGAACUUCACGACUCUAUAGCCUCCAACUUCAACCACCUUGCCCUCUCUCUUGAAGGAUGCUUGGAGGAAUACUUCAAACUAUCAUGCCAUAAGGAAAAUCAGUCUUCUAGUGCCAAAAGUUUCACUAGUAAUUGCAAAUUAGUGCUAAACUCCAAAGCCAAGGAUGAACAAUUGACAAAUUUUGCAAAAUGGGAACCUUGGCAUGGAAAAUUUGGGCUUUAUUACCCAUGGAGAAAGUACCUACAACUUGGUGACCACCUUAGAGAAUUGGCUUCCUCUAUCAUUUCCUUGACAAGUUGUCUCCAAUCCCCUAAACAGCCUUCGCCAACAUUGAGGCAGUUAAUUAAAGAGCCCUGCGAAGCAGUGGGGUAUUCACUUGGAUGGAGCUUAAAAGAGCUUGGAGAAAGCUUAAAAAAAAUGAGAAAAUGCCAGCCAGCUGAUGUAAUUUUGCCGAAGCUGAAGGCCAUGAGAAUAGAGCUUAGCUCAGUGAUUUCUGAUAGUCCUAAUAAUUCAAAGCUAGCUGGGAAGUUAGAGAAUGUCGAAGGACUUGCGGUUGCAACACUUGUUUUCUCCUUAAUGGAGAUAAUUGAAAAGGUCGAAGAUUUGGCUAAGGAGGUUGAAGACCUUGGUCAACUUGCUUUCCAUUAGUAUAAUUAUACAUAUUAUUAUAUAUUUAUAGAAAGCUUUCCCGAGCUUAAUUUUUCACUAUGUUAUUACUAUAUAUAUAUAAAUUGUAUGAUGAAGUGGUCAUGAUGAUCAUCUCGAGCGUAUAUGGCGUAAAUAAUUCUUUGGUUGGGAAAAUUUACAUUAGUGUAAAUGACUAAAAACCAAAAAAAAAAAAAAUAGAAAAAAAAAAAGAAAAGGAAGGUUUUUGGUGAUGUUGUUAUUAUUGUAUAUAUAGUGACUAAACUCUUGUAGAACAAAUCUAUCUGAUUGUAGCCAGUCAGAAAAUGGAGACUACAAUUUUAUGAAGUCCUCUGAGCUAUAAAUAUAUUCGAACUUAAUUUGUUUUUGCU
Cannabis sativa is the source of this 2084-nucleotide messenger RNA. RefSeq names its product aluminum-activated malate transporter 13. The transcript has 6 exons. Bases 376 to 1716 code for a protein of 446 amino acids. Gene Ontology annotation, cellular component: plant-type vacuole membrane. Lineage: Eukaryota; Viridiplantae; Streptophyta; Magnoliopsida; Rosales; Cannabaceae. Gene Ontology annotation, biological process: malate transport. The record is from RefSeq and is a predicted model, not a curated record.